Messenger RNA from Aspergillus bombycis, 3030 nucleotides. Its product is annotated as putative AMP-binding enzyme. Gene Ontology annotation, molecular function: long-chain fatty acid-CoA ligase activity. Lineage: Eukaryota; Fungi; Ascomycota; Eurotiomycetes; Eurotiales; Aspergillaceae. Gene Ontology annotation, cellular component: membrane; endoplasmic reticulum. The transcript is spliced from 7 exons. Bases 1 to 3030 code for a protein of 1009 amino acids. Gene Ontology annotation, biological process: long-chain fatty acid metabolic process. The record is from RefSeq and is a predicted model, not a curated record.
AUGUUCUUUAGCCAACAGCCCGUCCACCUCGCUCGUGCGGACGAGUUGAGGCAAGAGCCUCCAAAGGGCUCACCGUAUUCGGUGGCCCUUCCUGGGACUGAGCAGCCUGGGCGGAGUAGGGUCUACCGUGCCUAUUUUGCACAAAAGGAACUCGUGAGGACAUUGGAUCCACAGGUUCUCACUGCGCAUGACCUCUUCGACUCGACCGCAAACCGAGUACCGAAAAAUCAUUGCCUGGGAUGGCGCCCGUACAACCCGACAACAAAGGCCUUCGGCCCAUACCAGUGGCUAGAUUACCAGACGGUUCAAAAGCGGCGGGCUGAUCUCGGUGCUGGGUUGGUAGAACUGCACCACAAACACAAUUGUCAUCGUCCUGGCCAGUACGGUAUCGGACUGUGGUGUCAAAAUCGCCCAGAAUGGCAAAUUACAGAUCUGGCAUGCAUGUCUCAAGGUUUGUAUUCCGUAUCAAUCUAUGAUGUCCUUGCCUCAGACGCAACCGAGUAUAUUAUAAACCAUGCAGAGCUGCACUGUGUCGUUACCUCAUUGCCGCAUAUCCCAACUUUGCUCAAGCUGAAGCCUCUCCUACCCAAUCUGAAAAUUAUCAUCAGCUUGGAUCCUCUUGAUGGUGGCGAACAAGUUGGCCAUUCAAAGCGAUCCCUUUUAGAGUCAGUGGCUGCUGGACAAGACGUCUCGAUUUAUACGAUAGAUCAAGUUGAGGAACUCGGUGCCACUUCGAAUCGCCCUUACAAUGCCCCUAAGCCUUCCGACAUCGUCACCAUUAACUAUACCUCUGGUACUACGGGCCCUCCAAAGGGUGUUGUGCUGACGCAUGAGAACGCCGUUGCAGCCACUGCGGGGGCUCUUGUUACUACCCAGCAGGCCGCUGGUGAUACAUUAGCAUCAUAUCUUCCGUUAGCUCACAUCUAUGCACGUUUAUCAGAACAUGCAGCUUUCUGGGCGGGUGCCCGGAUCGGCUACUUCCAUGGGAAUAUCGUGGAGCUGGUCGAUGACCUUAAGUUGCUGAAGCCCACCGGGUUUAUGUCGGUUCCCCGUCUUUAUAGUCGAUUUGGGAACGCCAUUCGUGCCUCAACUGUGGACCAACCAGGUUUCAAGGGCGCGUUGUCGAGACAUGUCGUUUCGACCAAGACAGCCAACCUGAGGAAUCCUGAUCCCUCUAAGGCCACUGUUAAACAUGCCUUGUAUGACCGGAUAUGGUCCAAGAAGGUCGCUGCUGCCCUAGGCUUAGAACGUACGAGAAUGAUGGUCUCCGGCUCUGCGCCCCUCGAUCCUUCUCUCCACAACUUUCUCAGAGUUGCUACCGGUGCUGAUCUCGUCCAGGGUUAUGGUUUGACUGAGACGUACGCCAUGGCGUGCGCCCAGUCUUCCAAAGAUCUGACCGCUGGCAACUGUGGACGCCUGGCACCCUGCACGGAAGCGUGCCUGGCGUCUCUUCCUGACAUGGAUUACUCUGUGGAGGAUAAACCCUAUCCUCGUGGUGAAUUACUUCUCCGAGGCACAAACGUUUUCAAGGAGUACUUCAAGAAUCCCGAAGAGACUGGCAAGGCCAUCACUGAAGAUGGAUGGUUCCGGACAGGCGAUGUCUGUACAAUAGAUGAAAUGGGCCGCAUUAUUAUCAUUGACCGCCGGAAAAAUGUCCUGAAGCUAGCCCAGGGAGAGUACAUCUCACCAGAGCGGUUGGAGGGCGUUUAUCUUUCCGAGCUGGGGUACUUUGCGCAGGGCUAUAUCCAUGGUGAUAGCGUUCAGACAUUCUUGGUUGGGAUUUUCGGGGUCCAGCCUGAUGCAUUCGCUGCAUUCGCCAGCAAAGUGCUCGGCCAUUCCAUCAGUGAGACCGAUGUUGAAGGCAUUAGGUCUGUAUUGAAUGACGAUAAGAUUAGAAAGGCAGUGCUGAAGGACCUCGAGAGAGUUGCGAAGAAGCACAAGCUGGCAGGCUACGAGAGGGUCAAGAACUGCUCUUUGAUGCUUGAUCCGUUCACGGUUGAGAAUAACCUGUUAACACCAACACUAAAGCUGAAGCGCCCCCCGGUGGUGAAGCAGUAUCGCCAGCUUCUGGAUGAGCUCUACGCCCAAGCUACGGCGGAAGAUUGGGGAGCUUGGCAACACUCGUCCUUGCCAUCUUCCAGAUGCAUAUGGACAAAUUGCACCAAGUGGUCAAAUUUUCAACCAACAGUUGCAGCCCUUUUCCUAAGAACCAUGCGCCUGUUCCACUCCUCCACCUCCUCUCUCCUUGUCCUCCUCUCCUCCGUUGUGGUGACAUCCGCCUUGACGGUCGUUAUUCCCCCUUCAAAUCUUCUUCCCAACCCCAAUGCUCUCCCAUCCGGCACGCACGCGACUCUUACGUCCAUACCACCGUCAACGCAACCCAAGACUGGCCAUGCCUCUCCUCACUCAUUGACUGCCCCGCUGACGCGCUCCGCGACCUUCAUCCUCCAGGGCCUGUACUCCACGGGGAAGCCCGAGUCUUACCUGCUUGAUGUCCGAUCCGCAGAAUACGUUUUCACGCCCUACCGGGUCGAUGUCGCUGCAGACGGUACGGUGCUGGGCGUUUGGGAGACAUUUCGUGGGAACCCAUGGGAGAACCGUGGCGCGGAGAGAUACAUCCUCGAUGCUGCUUCUGUGGAUGCGACCAAGUUGUCUGAAGUGGUAGUGGAAGCUAAAGUUCUAGCUAGAAGAGGCUUCUACGAGGAACGAUCUAAAUUCUCGCCUCUUGCUUUGUUUAAGAACCCUAUGAUCUUGCUCGCCCUAGUUGCUCUGGGGUUUACAUUCGGAAUGCCGAAGUUGAUGGAGAAUAUGGAUCCCGAGAUGCGUGCCGAAUUCGAAAAACACUCUCGGGCCUCUCCUAUCUCCGGUGCAACUCGGAGUGCCAUCACCGGUGGUGGUGGUGCACCAGGCAACUUCGAUUUCGCAGGGUGGAUGGCUGGCGCCCAUCCGAGACCAGCAGGUCCAGAGCCCGCUGGCCUCCAGGGAGUAGCGACUGGCAGAGAAGGUGGAAAUGCACGAAGACGAGGAUAA